UGCAAUUUGAAUGCAUGAUGGCUCGGCCGGACUAUGUCUUAAAACCACAGAGAAAUGAGUUUUUUUUUGUUACAAAUUGGUCACACUUACAUGUUCAGCUUGCUUGUUAGUUCAUUGCUCCUAUCUGCUCAAUCCUCAAUAGGAACAGAAAGGUAUCUCUGACCAAGUCGGGCCCCGCUAGAGACGGUCCCGCCUUCAACACCCCUACCAUCUACCAUGAGUGCUCCUGAUUCGCCUCAACGGGUACUUCGACCGCCUCGGAACCAGUUUUACCAUUAUCUCGAGUUUCUGGUUUAUGUCACCAUCCUCAUGGUCAUCGUUCGAUCCAUCAUGUUUUACUACCAAGAUGAUAUCAUUCGCAAGCAACAAAAAACUCAGUCUGCGGCUCAUUGGCGCGGCAAGCGGAGUUUACCGGCGGCCGUGUGGGACCCUUCACGGCCAGAGGAUCGGAUAGCCAUCCCGUUGGAUCAUCUGUUCGUGGAGAAGCCCCAAUCACGCUAUGAACGCCUCCGAAACUUGCUGGUCAAGGACCCCGACACCAAGGUGUUCAUGGCCAAUCCCGAGUACUUCAAAGCCAUCGAUUUUUGGCUCCGCAUGUUCAAUGUCACGGACGAGAAAGCCAUAGGGACCAUUCUGGCCUUGGAAUCCGUGCCGGAGAGGUUGUCCAAAAAAGUUGUCCAAACGUAUCACGAUGCUCAGAGCGAGGAGGAGAAAACUCAGAUUCUCUUGGGAGUGUUUGCCGCUAAGGGUGACAUGGAUGACGAUUAUGAAGAAGGGUUGGGCGGAGACGAACCCGUAGCGGGCCAGGCUGAGUUGCGAAAGUUCCUCAAGGUCGGAUUCUCAUUGGCCCAUUUACUCAAGGAAAUGGAGGAUGUGGCUGCUUUGGAGCGUAAAAAUCAGAGUCAGGUCAAGUCGCGGAUCCAAACGCAAAAGGAUCGAGUCAAACUGAAACGACGAUUGGACGUCAAAAAGCGGAAACUUCUACCCAAGACCGACGAGCAAAUACGGCGAAUGGAUGACCAAAUCAACGACAUUGAGCGACUCAUUGCGCAGAAGCAAAACCAAAAACUUGACGAGGAAGUGAAGAAAAUUAUCCUAAGCGUUGAGCGCGAGGAAAAGGCACCCCAAGAGUCGCCUCAAUACGUGGAUGAGGAAAUCACCGUGGACGCUGAUGACGAGACUCGGAAAGUUUUGAAGCCUCUCGAGAACGAGGAUGUCAGCGCUUUGGAGCAACCCUUGGCCCGUCAUGACGAGGCUAUGAAAGAGCUGCAGAAGUUAGACGCCCAACUCCGGCAUGAUUUGACAACCACCAAGACACCUGCACCUCGAACCAUUCUCCAUGGGGUCACCCGACAUCCCCCAACGACGGUUUCGUCUAGUCCUGACCGGCACGAUGUCGUUCCUCAACGUCAUCAACUCAAGCAACAAGCCCCAGUGUCCAUUAGCGAUGAUCAACCGGCAUCCUCGUCCAGUUUGGUGGCAUUGGGACUGCCUUUACUCAUAUUUGCCAUACUCAUCGUGAUCUAUGUCAGUCGCCAUAAAGUCAAAGUCCUUCGACCUUUUCGAUCUUACGCGGUUCGAUUCUCAAGGAUGAGGGAAUGAGACCCUAGCUUUAUUGGCGGGAUAAUGAGAACCUCGUGACCUUGCCUAAAAUAUAUGCUCUACUUUUAGUUAACAGAAAUAGCGUUGCAAUAUCAAGACGCAAAGUGGUCGUUUUUUUUAAUA
This is a messenger RNA of Tigriopus californicus, 1725 nucleotides long. RefSeq lists its product as uncharacterized. The record is from RefSeq and is a predicted model, not a curated record. The transcript is spliced from 3 exons. The coding region runs from base 217 to 1602 and encodes 461 amino acids. Lineage: Eukaryota; Metazoa; Arthropoda; Copepoda; Harpacticoida; Harpacticidae.